UAGUCCUCUGCUUGAACCACAGCUGUAGUGACGAGAAAAAAAGUUGCACACACUAAUACAAAACAACCGCGUUUUUCCUGGCCAAACUCACGGUGAACUCCCCUGAAAACUUCUCCGGAAUAUCACCUCCGCUGGAAUGGAGAGCAUUAAAACUCCAUUCAAAGGCAUAGCGAAAGAUGCUCGAGGGAGAGCAUUGUGCUAUAAGCAAGACUGGAUUGCCGGUUUACGUUCUGGAAUUGGGAUAUUGGCCCCAACUACAUACAUCUUCUUUGCUUCUGCUCUUCCAGUUAUUGCCUUUGGUGAGCAACUGAGUAGAGAUACAGAUGGAAGCUUGAGUACAGUUGAGACUUUAGCUUCUACUGCUCUUUGUGGUAUUAUGCAUGCAAUACUUGGAGGGCAACCUCUUCUGAUAGUUGGGGUUGCAGAGCCUACUAUAAUAAUGUAUACCUAUUUGUACAACUUUGCCAAAGGAAGAGAUGAUUUGGGACAUAAACUCUACUUGGCUUGGGCUGGAUGGGUCUGUGUUUGGACAGCUCUCUUGCUGUUUCUUCUUGCAAUCUUCAAUGCUUCAGCUUUAAUUAGUAGAUUUACGAGGAUUGCAGGGGAACUAUUUGGCAUGUUAAUUGCUGUACUUUUCAUUCAAGAAGCUAUCAAGGGAUUAGUGAGUGAGUUUGAAAUUCCCAAGGAUGAAGACAACAGCUUAGAGAAGUAUCAGUUUCAGUGGCUUUACACAAAUGGAUUGCUUGCGGUAAUAUUUUCCUUUGGCCUUCUAUUCACUGCUUUGAAGAGUAGAAAAGCAAGGUCUUGGUGGUAUGGCAUAGGGUGCACAAGAAGUUUUAUAGCAGACUACGGGGUUCCUUUAAUGGUUGUCGUCUGGACGGCUAUGUCAUUCGCUUUACCUGAUAAGGUUCCAUCUGGAGUUCCCAGAAGACUGUACAGCCCACUGGCAUGGGAAUCUGCAUCAUUACACCACUGGACUGUAAUCAAGGACAUGGGGAAGGUUCCUUCCGCGUAUAUCUUUGCUGCGUUUAUUCCAGCUUUGAUGAUUGCAGGGCUCUACUUCUUCGAUCACAGCGUUGCAUCUCAGUUGGCACAACAAAAAGAGUUCAAUCUCAAGAAUCCUUCUGCCUACCAUUAUGACAUCUUGUUGCUAGGUUUUAUGACGUUGAUGUGUGGAUUGCUCGGGCUACCUCCUUCAAAUGGAGUUCUGCCGCAGUCUCCUAUGCACACCAAGAGCCUUGCUGUUCUCAAAAGACAAUUUAUCAGAAAAAAGAUGGUGGAGAGUGCCAAGGAAAGCAUAAAGCAGAAAGCGAGCAACUCCGAAAUCUAUGGCAAGAUGCAAGCAGUGUUUUUAGAAAUUGAUAGCAUUCCAGUAACUACUGCAGUGGAGAAAGAGUUGGAAGACUUGAAGGAAGCAGUAAUAAAUGGAAAAAAUAAAGGAGAAAAUGCAGAAGCUGAUUUUGAUCCGGAGAAGCACAUUGAUCAGUACUUGCCUGUCCGAGUUAACGAGCAGAGAGUGAGCAAUCUGUUGCAGUCAAUCCUUGUGGCAGCAUCAGUAUUUGCUAUGCCCGCAAUAAAGAAAAUACCUACAUCAGUUCUGUGGGGGUAUUUUGCUUACAUGGCCAUCGACAGCCUCCCUGGAAACCAAUUCUGGGAAAGAAUUCUGCUUCUAUUCAUCACACCUGGACGCAGAUACAAGGUCUUGGAGGGUGAUCAUGCUUCUUUUGUGGAGUCAGUGCCAUACAAAUACAUCGCGACGUUUACACUCUUCCAGUUAGUAUAUUUCCUGGUAUGUUUUGGUGUGACAUGGAUUCCAAUAGCUGGAAUCUUGUUCCCCUUGCCAUUCUUCCUUCUAAUCAGUAUAAGGCAGCACCUUCUCCCCAAACUGUUUAAUCCGCGUUACCUCCGGGAACUUGAUGCUGCUGAAUACGAGGAAAUCGGUGGCACCCCUCAACAUGCAUUCAACCGUUCAUUAAGGGGUCAUGAAGAUUCUCGUCUGGGAACCGAGGAAGGUGGAGUGCAGAUUUGUGAUGCAGAAAUAUUAGAUGGGCUAACAACCAACAGAGGAGAGUUGAAGGUCAGAAAUGUAAGCUUCAGUGAAGAGAGACAUGGCCUGUUUCAGGUGUAUCCAGAGGCUGCUAACAGGGAAGGAGAUUUGUAGAUGAAUAGAAUCACCUAAUGAAUGAAUUAAAAAAAAAAUGUUGAUGAUGAAGAAGAUGGUAUUUCUUCUUGCCAACAAAAAUGGAUAUGAAAGAUGCCAUUAUAUUUGUAAAGGUGGGGAAGCUUAUGUUCUAAUGUUCAUAGAUAAAGCAUGGCUGUGAGAGUGAGAGUGAGAGUGAGAGACUAGUUUUUUUUUUUUUUUUUUUAAACAGGGGUUUGGGGAGAGGGUAUGAUUCGAACCCACAACCUAAUGAGUGGGUGAUCCUUUACAUGCAAUGUAAUUGCCGUACAACCAACUGCUCACUUGCAGUGAGAGACUAGUAAUGCAGUAUAGCCAUCAUUAUUAGCACUUUUGUUCUAAA
Molecule: messenger RNA, 2522 nt
Organism: Tripterygium wilfordii
Lineage: Eukaryota; Viridiplantae; Streptophyta; Magnoliopsida; Celastrales; Celastraceae
Product: boron transporter 4
Exons: 14
Coding region: 137-2161 (674 amino acids)
Biological process (GO): transmembrane transport; monoatomic anion transport; monoatomic ion homeostasis
Cellular component (GO): plasma membrane
Molecular function (GO): solute:inorganic anion antiporter activity
Source: RefSeq, a predicted model, not a curated record